AUGAAGGUUAAACCAAACUGGAGAGGAGACAACAUAGCACAGCCACUUUUGAAAUCAGAGGCACAAAUGAUCGAUAACAUGGAUAUGCUACAUCCAGUAACUGGAGUUGCUCUUAUUUGCAUUGGAGCCUCCGUACAAAUGGGUCUGUCUGAUGUCUUAAUUGUUCUGAAUGAAACGUCUUCAGGAACUCCACUAGUUCUCACCAUUGUUGGGAUGAUCAUCUUCUUCCUCUCUGGAUUUGGAGCAGUGGCUGCAUUAAAGGAAAAUCUCUUCCUGCUCAAAACUUUUUCAGGCAUGAUGCUGAUGCUCUUCAUAAUUGAGAUUAUUGUAGGAAUAUCUGCAUACAGCUACAGAGACAAGCUUCAAAGGGUUUUGUCUCGGAACUUCCUUAUUCUCCUAAACCAGUAUGGCUCAGACAAAGAAAUUACCAAAGGGCUCGAUCUUCUGCACCAGAAGUUUCAGUGCUGUGGAGCACAGAAUUUUACAGACUGGUUUAACAGCACCUUCGGGAAAUCAACCUCUUCAGUCCCCAUGAGUUGCUGCAAGAAUAUCCAGCAGAAAUGUGGUGAUCAUCCACUGGAAAACUCUGAGAACAUCUACAAGGAGGGUUGUGUUGAGAAGAUGAGAAACUGGAUAGGCGACCAUAUCGGAGUAAUUGGUGCUGUGGGUGUUGGCUUUGGAGUUGCACAGAUCUGUGGAAUCCUGUUUUCAUGGUGGCUUGUGAAGAUCCUCCAAGAAGAUUAUGUUACUUUGUAG
Messenger RNA from Bombina bombina (fire-bellied toad), 756 nucleotides. RefSeq names its product CD63 antigen-like. The record is from RefSeq and is a predicted model, not a curated record. The coding region runs from base 1 to 756 and encodes 251 amino acids. Lineage: Eukaryota; Metazoa; Chordata; Amphibia; Anura; Bombinatoridae. Gene Ontology annotation, cellular component: membrane. The transcript has 7 exons.